GCUGAUUAUUGUCCAUAGACUACGCAAUAAAAUUCACAGUUUCUUAAUUCGUUCAAAACCAAACAGUUGGAUGUUCGAAAUCUGUUAGUGCUGUUGGUGUUUGGACGUGUGGCUGGAAUUUCAAACUUGAAAAUGUUUCUCAUUUCAAAGAAACAGGAGCUGCUGGGACUUGUAUUCUCCCUGCUGCUGACCAAUCACAUCGUCCAAACUGAUGAACGGAAAAUAUUUCCCGAAGUCGAAAAGGACGAACAAGUGAUUGCAGCCGGCUCAACCCUAACACUCGAUUGCAUUCAAAGUAAAUCCUCCUUUUUGGAUGACAUUUUUGAACUCAGAUGGACAACCCCCGAAUUACACGGGCUUCUAGUGGGAUGGGAAUUACGCUUUAGCGUCAAAGUUUCCAGGAAUAAGACGCACCUCACCUCAACGAUGACUCUCAAGUACACCAGACCCACCGACACGGGACUUUACACUUGUGCGGGAGCAUUUACGGAACGGGAGAAACGAAACCGAUUCGUUUACGUUUCCACCCACAAAGAUCUUGUUUUGAUGACAGUUAACAUAUUUAAUUCAUUCACGACGACGGGAUCAUUCCUCAUCCCGUUCAUCACCACCCAUCCCAACGUCAGCAUUUCAGUUUUUAGGCAAACGAUGGAAAUAGGAGCGGAACCUCAAAAUGAAUUCUCCAAGGUAUUUAAUUCCUCAGCGAGAACUGAACAUUCGAGAUGGUCGUAUGAUCCUAGAAAGGGACUGACGUUGAGAAAUCCAACUCCCUGGGACUCGUCCAUUUAUUACGUUGCUGGUUAUUUACCCUUUGCCAACGGGAAAAGCGUCUACAUAAAACACGAAGAGAAAAAUCUAGAACUUCUGAGCUGGUUAUUUCCACUGGAUGAACUCAACUUUACUGACGUCAACCGCGUCCCUGUAAUUUUGGCAGGCAAUUGAAUUUCGUUUUAUUCCUUUAAC
Molecule: messenger RNA, 963 nt
Organism: Daphnia pulicaria
Lineage: Eukaryota; Metazoa; Arthropoda; Branchiopoda; Diplostraca; Daphniidae
Exons: 4
Coding region: 133-942 (269 amino acids)
Source: RefSeq, a predicted model, not a curated record